CCGGCUGGGGUGGCCGGGCCCUGCUCCAGUGCGCAUGCGGCGCUGAAGGGAGGCUGCGGGGAAGCCUUGGCGCCUGCGCAGCUGGAGCGGAGCGGGUCCUUGCGCGCUUGCGCAGUGUGGCUGUGGUGGGGGUGAGAGGAGCUUGGAGGCGCUUGACAUCAGAGCAAAAAGUUCUGACGGGGAGACGAAAUGGCUGACAAGAGGCGGCUGGCAUACUCCAUCAUCCAGUUCCUACAUGACCAGCUACAGAACGGGGGUCUUUCUCCUGAUGCCCAGGAGAGCUUAGAAGUUGCAAUCCAGUGCCUGGAGACUGCUUUUGGAGUAUCCAUGGAAGAUCAAGAUCUGGUUGUGUCUCAAACUCUCCCUGAAAUUUUCGAAGCUGCCACAGGAAAGGAGCCUCAUUAUGUCAGAACAAAUUCUGAGCCAGUCACCCCCUCAGAAGAAGACAUGGCUGAAGCUGAAAGACUUAAGACUGAAGGUAAUGAACAAAUGAAGGCAGAAAACUUUGAAAGUGCUGUGUCUUUCUACGCAAAAGCAAUUGAAUUAAAUCCAUCAAAUGCAGUAUAUUUUUGCAACAGGGCUGCUGCUUACAGCAAAUUAGGAAACUAUGCUGGAGCGGUCAGAGACUGUGAAAGAGCUAUCGGCAUUGAUCCAAACUACAGCAAAGCUUAUGGCAGAAUGGGCUUAGCCCUCUCCAGUUUAAACAAACACGCAGAAGCUGUCAUUUACUACAAAAAAGCCCUGGAGUUGGAUCCAGACAACGAAACGUACAAAUCAAACCUUAAAAUAGCCGAACAGAAAAUGAAAGAAACCCCUAGUCCAACUGGAGGCACUGGAGGAUUUGAUUUAGCUGGAUUGCUGAAUAACCCAGGCUUCAUGAGUAUGGCAUCUAACCUCAUGAACAAUCCACAAGUACAACAGCUAAUGUCUGGGAUGAUUUCAGGUGGCCAGAACCCUAUGGGAGCAGCAGGAGCAAGCCCUUCCCCUAACGACCUUGCCAGCCUUAUCCAAGCAGGUCAACAGUUUGCUCAGCAGAUGCAGCAGCAGAAUCCAGAGCUAAUAGAACAGUUACGAAGUCAGAUUAGGAGUCGGACCCCCAGUGCUAGCAAUGAGGAUCAGCAGGAAUGAGAAUACCAGUGCUACCCGUGGGAAUUCUUCACUAUAAAAAACUGGAAACCAUGUGUGUGUUGCCAUUUCUCCAGUUGGAAAAGAGAGAGGAAAACAAACCAGAAAAGAAAAACUUUAUACGACCUGCAUGUUAAAGACAGAUUCUCAUUUUCUUCCCCUAGUCCCUUUGCCUGCCCCCCAAAUCCCUCUUUUCCCUCUGGAAGAUCCAGCAAGCAGUAAACACAAACCAGCAUCAAUUAUCUUUCUCGAACUCAGAAAACCAACCACAUUGUUACCGGCUACGUUGAGGAUUUGAAUUUAUUUUCAAGGAAACAGCACUCUUCACUGUAAGAAGCCUCCAUCCUCUUGACCAGCUGCUUAAAAGGAGUGAACAGCUCCAUUCCCCUUCUUACAUCUUUUCAUCAUGUUUAAGAGAUGCCAUUGUUUAAAUGCAAUUAACCCGUCACAGCUCACUGAAUCUCCUUGGCCCAACAGCCAGGUGUCAAACAUCGCUUAUGUUCCCUGCAUUUCUUAUUCGAGUGCAUAGCGAUACUGCUGAUGUGGUUUCUACACAGGAGAUUAAGAUGGUGGACAUCUCUAAAGGCAUUUGUGAAUGUAAGUGUAUUUUGGGGGAUGGGUUGCCUGGAGUAAGACCGUUUUCUGUGACUCCUUCAAACUGAGCAUUUUUGAUACACUUUUUUCAGAUCUUUUUUGCCAAUAAUGAGACAAUUUAUCUAGUGUUUUAAAAAAAAAAAAAAUCAUGGUUCUAUCUUUGUCAGCUGUCCUCUCUGCGGUAGUUGGAAGGAGAAGAUUUGACUCCUUUUAGUUCAAGUUUUUAGAAGUUUUUGUUUUUAUUGUCUCUUACGUGUGAGUGGUCACGGAGAUCAGGGCUUCUAUGAUAGAGAUGGGAGUUGCAGAUACCCAUUUCAGAGGGGUUUGAGUUGCUGAAUACAUGGGAAUGUGAGCUGGUGGAAUAAAACUGCUUUUUUGGAUCCAUAAUAUACUGACUGGUCACUAACUGAGCUGUGGAACCGGCAAGGAACUCUUAUGCCUCAGUGUAUUACAGGCAGGAUGGGGAGGGGACCCAUGCAAUUUAUCAGAAUAAAUGUCCUGCAUCUACCAGGACCUCUAGUAUUACCAAAAUGAUUCUGUAGCUCAAAUGCCCAUACUGACUUCAAAAUGUGUAAGUGAUUCCAUUGGAAAUUCCACUAGUCAAGCUCAGAGGAACUUUAUAAAUCUGAGAUUCAAGCUAGAGUAACUCAGCAGGAGGGGAUGUGUGUGAAGUGUCAUAUUGCCAAGUGCAAGAAAACCAUCUAGUUUAAAGCUUGGUAGGUGUAAGAGAUUAAAAAGCCUGGGGGAUGAGUGGGGCGGGAGGGAGGUGUGCAUCCAACUAAAUAGGGUUUUGUUGUUGUUUUGAUACCAUCUGUAAACAACUUUUUUUAAAUACUCUAACUGUGGUCAUUAUAACUUGUGGAGAAUAAAAUACUUUGAUGCGCUUUGUCAUCCCUUUUGACCAAAGGUGACCAAAACAGCGAAGCUGUAAGCCGCAGGGUGUGACUGGCCUGCCCAGUCUCUUCAUAGGAAUAAUUAAUUUGGGCCCCAGUCCUGGGCUAGCUCGCUCAUGAGUGGGCUGCUGCACCUGUAUGGAGUUCUGCUCGCUUCAGUGGGAUCUGCCCAGAUACAGCAAUCCACCCCGGUGCCGACACUUGCAGGAUCGAGACCUUGCUUUCACUGUGCAACAGUUACAACUGGAGAAAACCUACAGGUGGUUUUUCUUUCCCCCUCACUUUGCUGAUUGUUUUGCUCCUUUAUGUGAAACUCUCUCCCGGCAUAUUUCUAAGUAAUUUGGCAAGAGAAACCUGGCAGGAUCUUUUAUAGUUAAAUUGAAAAUUAAUAACAAGGGAGAGAUGCCAGCUAAAAUUCACAGCCUACUUAGAAAUCUAUCUCUCCGUUUGUUACCAGUUCCACCUUAGACUGAUAACAUUUACAUUUUUAAAUAUUCUAAUGUCCUUUUCAUGCAGCUUAUUUACUAUUGUAUGAGACUCAGCUUGGCCAUUGAAAAUAGGCUAGUCAGUUUCACUUCAUUUAUAUGCAGCUUUUAAUCAGUUUCACUCUGGGUGUCCUACAGGGGCAUUGUGCUGCAACCAGGGGAAUGUUGCUACUUUGAAAAUUAACUGGUUCCAUAGCAAUUUUUUAAAAAUUGAUGGAAAUAUAUUUAUUAAAUGUUGCAAUAGCUGAUGAUAACUUAAACUCCUGGAAAAUUUUGGACCUAAAUUCUUCCCUUAAACUAUUGCAGCUUACCAGUCCUUUUUCGAUAUAUAAAGAAGUGUUUUAAAGGGACACUAUCAAUUUAAAAAUCAUACUUCUGUCUCGAGAUUUUUAUCAGUAACACUCAAGAUUACUUGAAAUGAAAGCUCAGUGAAACAAACGAUGUCUUAUUCUUGUUUCAUUUUGUGCAUUUGACAGCAUUGUAUAAAUGUAGCAUUGUUGCUUUC
This is a messenger RNA of Gopherus evgoodei (Goodes thornscrub tortoise), 3602 nucleotides long. It is a transcript of the gene SGTA, whose product is annotated as small glutamine rich tetratricopeptide repeat containing alpha. Bases 190 to 1128 code for a protein of 312 amino acids. Lineage: Eukaryota; Metazoa; Chordata; Testudines; Testudinidae. Gene Ontology annotation, molecular function: protein binding; molecular adaptor activity. Gene Ontology annotation, cellular component: membrane; TRC complex. Gene Ontology annotation, biological process: post-translational protein targeting to endoplasmic reticulum membrane. The transcript has 12 exons. The record is from RefSeq and is a predicted model, not a curated record.